This is a messenger RNA of Acanthochromis polyacanthus (spiny chromis), 2660 nucleotides long. It is a transcript of the gene ap4b1, whose product is annotated as adaptor related protein complex 4 subunit beta 1. Gene Ontology annotation, biological process: vesicle-mediated transport; intracellular protein transport. The transcript is spliced from 14 exons. NCBI's taxonomy places the organism in Eukaryota, Metazoa, Chordata, Actinopteri, Pomacentridae. Bases 140 to 2569 code for a protein of 809 amino acids. Gene Ontology annotation, cellular component: membrane coat; clathrin adaptor complex. The record is from RefSeq and is a predicted model, not a curated record.
CAGGACUAAACUGAGCCGCUGAGCGCAGAAGAGGAAACGCGGAAGUGAGCUCAGUGUAAACAAUCCAGUCAUCUGUGAUGUGUUAUUACAAGUGAAAAGCCUCUAGUUUGAAGUCAGUGGCUCCCUGUGUGCGGCCAACAUGCCUUAUCUGGGCGGCGAGGAGACUGUGAGGGAGCUGAGGAGGGCUCUGUCCAACCCCAACGUCCAGUCCGACCAGCUCCGAUACAGAAACACCAUCCUGAAAGUCAUCAGGGCGAUGUCACAAGGCGUGGACAUGUCUGGUCUGUUCAGUGAGAUGGUAAAAGCCUGUGCCACAGUGGAUGUGGUCCAGAAGAAGCUGGUCUACGUAUUCCUGUGUUCCUAUGCCGCCUUAAAUCCGGAGCUGUCCCUGCUGGUCAUCAACACGCUGAGGAAAGACUGUCAGGAUCCGAACCCGAUGGUCCGCAGCCUGGCUCUGAGGAACAUGACCAACCUCAGGUUACCCAGCUUGGUGGAGUACGUGGAGCAGCCGUUAACAGCAGGGCUCAGAGACAGGGCGGCUUGUGUGCGACGAGUGGCGGUACUCGGCUGGGCUAAACUUCACAAUCUCCAGCCCAGCUCUGAGAUAGACGCCGCGGUGGUGAACGAGCUCUACAGCCUGCUGAGGGACCCGGACCCGGUGGUGAUGGUGAACUGCCUCCGAGCUCUGGAGGAGAUCCUGAAGGACGAAGGAGGAGUGGCCAUCAACAAACCCAUCACCCAUCACCUCCUCAACAGGCUGAAGGAGUGUGACAUCUGGGGUCAGUGCGAGGUGCUGAGGGUCCUCCAGCGCUACCGGCCCCAGUCAGAGGACGAGCUCUUCGACAUCCUGUCCCUGCUGGACGCCUCCCUGGUCAGCCCACAUCCGCCCGUCAUGGCUGCCACCCUCAGCCUCUUCCUCAGCCUCUGCUCCGGCCAGCCCGCCGUCAAUCUGGCCGCCCUCGAGCGAGUUCGUGGACCGCUGCUGGCUGCAUGUGGCAGUGGAUCCAGAGAGAUGAGGUUUACUGCCCUCUGCCACAUACAGCUGCUGUUACGUUCCAUCCCCGGCCUGAUGGGGGCGCACUACAAACGCUUCUUCUGUGGCUAUGCCGAGCCGGCCUACAUCAAGCAACGGAAGAUGCAGGUGCUGGUGGAGCUGGUAAAUGAUGAGAACGUAGCGAUGUUACUGGAUGAGCUGAAGGGAUACUGCACGGACGUCAACACUGACACUGCACAGGCAGCAAUCUCAGCUAUAGGUCGAAUUGGACGCAGCUACAGUGACAGAUGUCUAGAGAUCCUCACCGGACUGCUCGGCCUAAAGCAAGAUCACAUUACUUCUGCGGUGGUGCAGACGAUGCGUGAUCUGGUCUGGGUGUGUCCUCAGUGCAGCGACACUGUUUGCUUUGCUCUCGAGGGCUGCGAGGAGACGCUGCAGGACAGUCAGGGCAGGCAGGCUUUGCUGUGGCUGUUGGGCGUAUACGGCGAGCGAGUCUCCAGCGCCCCCUACACUCUGGAAGUGUUCAUCGAUGGAGUGAGGAGUGAAGCGUCUCUAGGAGUCAAGAUGGAGCUGCUAACAGCCACCAUGAGACUGUUUCUAUGCCGACCUGCUGAGACUCAGGACAUGCUUGGAAGACUGCUGCACUACUGCAUAGAGGAGGAGACAGACAUGUGUGUUCGUGACCAGGCGCUCCUCUACUACCGACUGUUGCAUUGUGGGAUAGAGGAAACACGAAAGGUCCUUCAGGGACGGAGGUCGGACCCGUCCCUGGGUGUUUUGAUCGGCCGCCCCGCUGAACCUGUCAGCCAAUGGGCUCGCAGCUUUAACACCCUGGAGCCUCUGAGGCAGGGCUCCAUAGAGACGGAGUCGGCCAGCAGGGGAAGCCCUGAACACACCACAUUUGACCCAAAGCCAAACGCUGACCUCUCCGACACACUGGACUGCAGCCACAUUGAGAAGGUUCAUUCAGACAGUGAUGGUCGGUGUUUAGACUCCUCUGCUGAUAUUCUGGCUUCCAGUGUCGCCGCCCCCCUCAGCUUGUCCCUCUUCCCAGCCCUCAGCCCAGAGGAGUUUGAGCGCCUGUGGCUACAGCAACGGGCCCUGCAUGCUGAACAAGAAGAGGCAGAGGAGGAGGAUUUUGUGUGGAUGGAAGAAUGUGUCCGAUGCCCGACGAUACCUUGCUGCUCCCCGCAAAGCCUCCAGGCUGCCAUGCAGUUGGUCAACAUCCAGACGCUGGCCUUCACACCGCCGCAGACGCUUCCGUGGAGGGUUUACCUGUACACACACACCUGUUUGGACGACUCGCCCCACAGCACGCUCAUACUGGGGGAACUGCUGUACACCGGGGAGGAGCCUCAGAAAGCAGAAGUAAAUAAAGGCUCGGCUGAUGGAGAAGUCGGCGUGGAAGGCACUGAAGACGAACAGGCGAGGCAGGGAACGGAGGCAACAGCUGACGGAGGACAGGAAACUGUAAAAGUGACUCUUAGGCAGCAGCCAAGAGAUGACAAAGCUCUGAAGGGCUUCAUGUCAAUCCUUACCACUGUGCUGCACACACUGUCCUCAGAGAAAGCCUAAAUAUCUGCUUUCAUGAUGCAGCGCCACCAUCAGGACAAACAUGGCUCAAAGAGAACUAUUCUUUAAUCUGCAUAUCGUGGCGAGCUCUGAA